This is a messenger RNA of Dicentrarchus labrax (European seabass), 4930 nucleotides long. RefSeq names its product potassium channel tetramerization domain containing 17 (gene kctd17). NCBI's taxonomy places the organism in Eukaryota, Metazoa, Chordata, Actinopteri, Moronidae. The transcript is spliced from 7 exons. Gene Ontology annotation, molecular function: cullin family protein binding. The record is from RefSeq and is a predicted model, not a curated record. Gene Ontology annotation, biological process: protein homooligomerization; proteasome-mediated ubiquitin-dependent protein catabolic process. Gene Ontology annotation, cellular component: Cul3-RING ubiquitin ligase complex; cytoplasm. Bases 98 to 1033 code for a protein of 311 amino acids.
GUGCUCGGUUGGUAACGGAGAGACAAAGCCGAGGCAACAGCGGACACGGACGGACGCCCUCGCUCGUCUUCACUUCGUGUCUAACGCUUGUUUCCAAAUGGCAACGACAGCGGACGACCUGCGGGAACCGGCGGACGUCGCUGCGCUGUCGCCGCACCACGACUGCCGCCACCACAACAGCAACAACAACAACAACAAUAACAACAACAACAAAGACAGCGAGGCGGGCGAGAGCGCGACCUCCGCCACCGCCAGCGCGACGGAACCCGGCGGGACGGCGUCGCAGAGCAUCGGUAACGGCUCAGUCAUCAACCCGACCGGCGGGAAUAACGGGAAGUGGGUCCGGCUGAACGUCGGUGGCACGGUGUUCCUCACGACGCGGCAGACCCUCCUCAAGGAGCAAACUUCGUUCCUGUACCGGCUGUGCCAACAGCAAGACCUGCACUCAGACACGGAUGAGACGGGAGCCUAUGUGAUUGACAGAGACCCUACCUACUUCGGUCCCAUCCUCAACUACUUGCGGCACGGCAAACUGGUCUACAACAAGGAGCUGGCUGAAGAAGGUGUCCUGGAGGAGGCUGAGUUUUACAACAUCACCCCACUGAUCAAACUGAUCAAGGAGAGGAUUGUGGAGAGGGACUCCAAAGCCACGCAGCAGGUGCCCCCCAAGCAUGUCUACCGAGUGUUGCAGUGCCAAGAGGAGGAGCUGACCCAGAUGGUCUCCACGAUGUCGGACGGCUGGAAGUUUGAGCAGGUCAGCGUGCGCGCCUGCAGAAAGCCCCGCACCGGACUGCUCUGGACUAUGGUGAACAUCGGCUCAUCAUACAGCUAUGGAACAGAAGACCAGGCUGAGUUUCUGUGUGUCGUUUCCAAGGAGCUUCACACUCCUGGAUCUGGACUCGGUACGGAGCAGAGCCACAAAACCAAGCCGGCGGAGAUGCAGGAGGAGGAAGCCGCGAAGGAUGAGGAGGAGGAGGUGGAGGAGGAGGAGGGAGGGAGAGAUACCACACCAAAUGAGUGGCUUAGAGAAUGAGGGAGUCAUGUUUGUUCAUCUUUAUUCCAAAGAGAGGCGGGAAUGGCUUUUCCAGAUCCAUGGGUCCCGGAUGUAGAAAUCACAAGAAUUUAAGUUAUUUUUUUCUAGACUUAUUAUAACACACUGUACAUGGGGUAUGUGUGUAUGUGUGUGUGUUGCGUCUAUGGAUCGUCAUCAAAACAGAUUUGUAGCAUUCCUAUCCGUUCAUUGACAGAAAUGCCAGUUAGAAAGAUUACCAAAUGACCAAAAAGAGAAAAAAAAGCCUAAAUCUCAGUCAGUCGCAGCAAUAUCGUCAAAAGUAUUUGUCAGUCAAACUAAUUUUAUUUGUAGAAAUAAUCAUGUUUGUGUGUGCAAACGUUAUAUUGCCAAGGGAAGUAGUUGAGCUUAGUAAAUUAUAACCAAAGAUCCAGAUUAAAGCCUGCUGAUCUAAGGUGCUCAACCAAAACGUGACAGAGAAUAUAAAAUCUGCAUGCAGAAAAGACAUUGUCUUUGUUAGCCAGUGAGGAGCUGUUGCUGAGUCACAGUGAUCUGAUAAAUGGCGAAUGGCGUGCAAGGAUCAGUUUACAUCCACGUUGUGGAUUAUUACAUUUCCUAAUGUUAACACAGAUGGCAUGGAGGCAUUAAUCAGUUAGUCAAAAACAACGUAAAUAAUUCUAAACUUACUAUAAUCCCAAUGAUGGAUGCAGUUGUUCCCAAAACUGUGUAUUUCAGAUAAUUGGACCAAAUGGGUUAUCGCUGGUUUGAUCUCAUAGUAUUUGUUGGUUGGCUUUAAAUUGACAGAUAGAAACAGACAGACAAGGGCAUUUGGUGUGGGAUAGAUAUCCUAUUUUUUACUGGUCAUGUUACAGAGGUUUCAUCUGACCACAGCAAGACUGUCAGACCGAAACAGUCACUGUCCAACAGAGCUCAAAACAUGAGCAGCCAGCGCACACACACUGCUCUACAUUUCCCCCUGCACCAACACCCUGUUGUGUGUUGAUACACACCUGCACCACCUCGUGCCGGUGCAUCCUCAGCAGCAGCGUCGUCUCAGUCUGUCGCCCUGGCUGGGAUCCAGAGCCAGCUUUGGCCCCAGCUGACAGAGUGCUGUUGGUGUGAGUUAGGAAAGGCUUUAACAGAGAGUCACUGAGAAGGGGGGGGCAAGAGAGAGAUCAAAAUGAGGAGGAGAGGGUGAGACAGGAGAGCUAGGUGUGUCUCUGUUUGUAAUAGUGGUAGUCACACAAUGUCCUCUGUCACCACGUUAGUUUAUGAAAAUAAGGAACAGCACUAAACUAAUACUGUAAGAUCUGCCGCAGUGCAGGUGUAUGAUUGAAAAGGGUUUGAAGAAGCAGUUUUUUAAAGAACACAUGACUUUUAACAACCUCUGUUGGCAACUUGUAGGAACUGCACCACAGAUCAAAUUUGUAUCCCCUGUGAAAGUAUGUGGCACAAACCCUGACACUACUUUGUAUAAUAAAAAGGAAUUGAAAUUUUUAGGUGUCAUUCCACAAACACACCAAGGUUUUGGCAGUGCAUUUACUGGUAAACUCUGGAGGUGUACUUGCUGGAAAAUAAUGGGUUAUACAUAACUUAAAAAUAACAGGGUGUUUUCUUUAUCAGCAGGUAAUAAAAUGUGUACAUACACUUUUAGUCUAUAAUAGUCCAAAGUCAUGUCAUAGUUCAUCAGACAACACUUAACCACAUAAAACAUCGAAAAUACAUUGAUAUAGAAUAGAAACAGAGCAGGAUUUAAGGUUAAGGUUAAGCAUUUCUUGGAGGCAUAAAUAACAAAAAAUAAUUGAGUUCAUCCGCAGUGGUAGGAGCCAAACAAAAAUAAAAAACAAUACAACACAAAAGGGAAAAAAAGGAAGGGUAACCACACUCAGUCAUCCAGAUCAGCUGGUUAUCCCUGUUGACGUUCCGGAUUUAAGAUAGCUAUAGUACCCAUAUAUAUAGCAUAUUUUUUUUAUUUUUUUUUUAAAGGCCAAUUUCCCUAAAACAGCUGGGCACUGUAGUUUAUAGCUAACAUUACUCAAACAGGUAAAUUGGGAAUAUGUUCGGGUUUUAGCCACAAAUGAAAACACAAUUGUGAGGAUAAAUUCAUAUUUGGUGUUUGCUAUUUUUAUGCAAAUUGUUGACAAAAUAAAAAUAAGACAUCACUAGACCUAUCCUUUCAAGUAUGUAAUUAAAGCUAUCCUGCACUAACCCUAAAAACUGCAGUUGUUUGGUCCUGCCCACUGAGGUACCUCAAGCAGAGAGAUUAUUUCUGCUUCUAAGAUUUCUGCAGCCAUAUUGAGCGUCGGCUGUCAGCAGCUUAUGUCUGCCCCCCUCCCCUGCUGUUUGGCUCCUGACUGACAGCAACAUACAAUAGGGAAACACACAAAUACACUCGGGCUGUUUUAUACAGGCAAUAAGCAGUGAUGAGUUACAACGUGAGACAAUCGAGAAUUACAUCAUGGUUGGUGACUUUUUUUGAUAAAACUUUGAUAAUUAAAUCUGAAAAAAAUCUGUGGAUACAAUGUGUGUGUGUGUGUGUGUGUGUGUGUGUGUGUGUGCGUGCAUAAAAUGUGUCUCUUCCAUUUCAAGUGUGAAACAGAAACAGAUAUCCUGGACCUUUUUAAGGUUUAUUGCAAUAUCUUAUUAGCUGGAUUAGCUGAACACAAUAAAUGUUAGAUUAGUAAUGAAACAGUUACUCAUCGUGCUUCUGAUAAUCAUAACAGUGAUGUUAGCAGGAGGGAGAAGACUGAAAGAGACACAGUUAUGUUUAUUGUUUUGUCACUUCAGCUUUUUCUCGUGGCUCUUUUUACCUUGGAUCAUUCGGUGCCUUGAGUUCAAGCAGCAAAACCGACGCGUCGAAAGACAGACACGUCAAAAUGGUCAUAGGUGUUAUUAACAUGCAUUUUUUAAAAUAGCUGUAUGAAUAUGUUAGUCGAUAAAUGGGUAGUUUAUAUUCUCACUGAGAGUCCAGGUUUAGUAUCUGUGUAAUAUUCCAGAAUUUUAUUUUUCUUAAGAUGUUUAAGUCGAGACAAAGAAAGUACAAAGCUGCACGUGUGAGCUGAGGCUGUUCCAUGCAGCUCUUGUUGAAGGCUUUGUAAAAAGUCAUGCCUUUUUUAUUUUAUUUUUUUGUAAGUUGUAAUUUAUUCUCAAGGUUUCUUUUUGAAUGUUACACAGUAAAAAGAAUUGGGCUUCGAUUUCUUUUGGGGGGGGAUUUUUGCUUUUUAUUUUCUACUUGACGACUAGCUUUUAUUUUUGACUAACCUGAUUAUCUUCAGCAGUAUAAAGAAAUAUAUCCAUCAGGUUUACUAAAUAUGCUAGUUCUUAUUCUUAGUUCACAUAAAUGCUGUUGAACAGACAUUUCCCCACAAAUAGACUUUAGUUUUCCUCUUCAAUGAAAAUGUGUUAAUAUUAGGUCAGUUUUAUAAAGCUCCACUUGCAUGUCCAGUUACCUUGUUGGGUUUGCUGGAUCCACACUUGAUUUUCUUUUUAUUUGUAUACUAUUUUUUGAAUUGUUUCUGCUGUACAGUAGUGUGUUUUUCCAUAGUAUUUGACGUGUAAAAGUCUACAUAGCAGUCCUCUUUCAUUAUUCUGUGCAAAAAACAAAUCUGCCAGGCAGCUGUGGAUAGAAAACUGUUUUUAUCUGAUGCUGGAGUUUCUUUCUUCUGCUGUCCGUACAGCCUCACUGUCUGUAUACAUUAAACUACGUGACACAUGCAUUGUAACGCCUCAGAUGAACCUGUACAGGCUUCAAGAAACGCUCUGUGUUUUGAUUUUAUUGAACUGUAUUCAUCAGGACCUGAACAACAUACAACAUUUUCCACAAUGUGACAGAAGGUGAAUUGUGUUUUUUUUUUUUUAUUUAAUGUAAAUGAAUGUCACCAUUCUCAGCAAAAAUAAAUCUUUGUCCUUUGGUUUAAAAUA